GUGCCAUAGUGUACAAUGGAGCAGCCCAGCGAGAAGCAGCUGGAGGACGCAGAAGAUCAAAAGAGGGAGCCACUUAUAGAAAAGGAAACCGAUCAGGAGAAGGACCUGCAAGAAUGUAUCGAAAAUAUUCUGGACUGCAAUCUGGAACGGCGAGAGGGUGAAGACCGACUGGAUAAAGAAGAUAUCCCAAAGGAGCCUGUGGAAGAGAUAAAGGAUAGUCGGAAGAACGAGAAAGAUCAGAACUCGGAGGAGGAUCCGGAUCACGAUGAAUUGGGGAAAGGUGAAUGUCAACAGGAAAGUGUACUAGAGGCGCCCCUUCUGGAAGAGCUGGGUACGCAAGGAAAUACGGACGGGGAUCCCAUGGAUGAACAAGUGAUAUACAGAGAAGAGCUUAAGAAAAUAGAAGAGCUAGAAGAAGCUCUUCCCGAAUUGAUUGGCAAUACUGAAGAUCAGCUUUUAGAAAAUGAAUCUAAGGGACAACUGCAAGAUGAACCGGAAGAAAUCAAUCAGGACAGGAGUGCAAUUCAAGAAAGUAACGAGUCCUUACAAAACGAAGAACAGCAUCGACAAAUAUCCGAGAACAAGGAGCAGCUCACAGAUAAUCUUGAAAGUCUGGAGAAGCAAGAUAAUCACAAGGAGCAAGCUGCUGAUGCAGAUUCUUCAUGCGAUGACGAGGAAUGCCCCGAAGUCAAGCAGCCGGACCUAAGUGAGGACACCCAAGACGAGUUGCUGGAUCAGAAUAAGGAGUGCAUAGACAGGAUUGGGGAAGAGCAGGAGAAUCGUGUAGAACAGGGAGGAGACGCGUCAAAGCCAGAAGAAGAUCUCCCCAACGAGCAAGUCACCCAGUUCCUCCGCCAACUGGUCAGCCAACUGUGGCCAGAACUAGGAGCAAACCCAGAACUCCGUUUGAACAGAGCAAGUGCCAAGGGUGACAACUAUUUGGGCGUGGUUUGGCGGCUACAGGUGGCUUCCGACUCGAAGCGCAGCCUGGUGGUGAAGCUUCCUCCCCAGAAUCGCGUGCGCCGCAAGCAGUUCUUCGCACGUCCGUGUUUCUUGCGAGAAACGGCAGCAUAUGAGGUGUUCUUGCCACUGGCUGACAUGAUUCAGGAGAAGUGGAAGAUCCCCGGAGAGGAUCGUUUUCGGCAGCACGCCCGUUGUUUCGGAACUCGUCAGGAUGAGCCGAACGAAUGCAUCGUGCUGGAGGACCUAUCCUGUUCUGGGUUCUGUCUCCACGAUCGCUUCCUCGACCUAUCCGUUGAACAUGUGCGUCAGGUAAUAUGCACUUAUGCCAAAUUACAUGCAAUAUCUCUGGCUGGGAAGCGUCAAUUCCCUGAGAGAAUGCAUAAGCUGCAGCAGCUGGUGGACAUCUUCGAGCAGCGCCGCGAGGAUCACGCUUUGGGCGUGUACUUUGAAAAUCUCAAAGGGAGUGCCAUUUCUUCGCUGCUCUCACCAGCGGAUGAUCCGUACAGGGCUCGCCUGGAAGCGUACUUUGCCAAAGGAACGUACUUUGAGCUGCUGCUCCCUUUGGUCAGUGCAUCCAAUUGCGAACCCUUCGCUGUCAUCUGUCAUGGCGACUGCUGGAACAAUAACAUCCUCUACAAAAGAUCGGAGGGGGGAGACCUAGAGGAUGUUCGUCUGAUCGAUUGGCAACUGAUGCGGUAUGCCUCCCCGGUCACCGAUUUAGCCUACUUCCUAUUCACAUGCACAUCGAGAGACUUCCGGCAACGGCACCUCAAGCAAAUGCUAGAGGAUUACUACGAGGAGUUGGGGCUACAGCUAAGCAGGCUAGGCGAGCACUUGGAGCAACUUCUACCCCGUCCUGCAUUCGAUGACCAGGUGGCCACCAAGGCUCCCGUGGGCCUGCUCCUCGCCAUGAUGGUUCUGCCCAUCGUGACCAUGCAGGGCCAGGAUGUGCCCGACCUGCAAGCGAUCAGCGAGCGAAUCGAGGCCGGAGCCACCACGGAUCUGCAGGGCGCCGGAUUCCUGGGCGUGGGCAACGAGGCGACUUUCAAACAGCGUAUGCGGGAGGUGAUCUUCGACUGCGUGGACUUCAACUACAUAUAAGAAGGCGUUAGGUAAGGCAGCUCACCUUUUGCCGAGCCACUUGCAUCGGAUUCAGGCGGAGCUUUUUGGCGCUGGUGCCGAAGCGCAAAGUGGCCAACGUCUCGCUAAGAUCGCAUCGAUGGGGACUGAUGCAGGCCAGGAAGGUUAGAUAUGACUGCGCGGUGAGCGAUUCUGGAAAAGAUAAGGAGAUUAAGUACAUAAUUCUAGUAUUGGAAUUAUAAACAGGAUGAUUAAACUAUCAAUAAAUGCUUUAACCCGA
Drosophila biarmipes is the source of this 2323-nucleotide messenger RNA. RefSeq lists its product as uncharacterized. Bases 16 to 2064 code for a protein of 682 amino acids. NCBI's taxonomy places the organism in Eukaryota, Metazoa, Arthropoda, Insecta, Diptera, Drosophilidae. The transcript has 2 exons. The record is from RefSeq and is a predicted model, not a curated record.